AUGAAAGGUGUUGUUAAACUACUCGAUUUACCUGAUGAAUUAAUAUUAGCUAUUAUGAAGAAAGUAAAUCCUCAAGUAUUAUUACUUUGUUCUAUGAUUGAUAUUGGUAAUAAACGUUUGGAACAACUUGCAUUUGAUAGAUGUUAUUCAAUUGAUUUAACUUUUGAUUAUGUUCAACCGAUAGAAGAAUCACUUAUGGAACGAUUUUAUUCUCAUGUCAUGCCACGUAUUGGUCAUCAUAUUCAAUCAUUAACAAUCAAUAUUUAUCAUAUUUCGUCUAUUAAAACUUUUGUUGAAAAUAAUUUCCAUGGAGCUCUUCCAAAUCUGACGCACUUAAAAAUUCUAUUGCAUGCUAAACAUACCAAAACAGGCAUACCAUAUACAAUAAGUAACUUAUGA
This is a messenger RNA of Rotaria sordida, 399 nucleotides long. Lineage: Eukaryota; Metazoa; Rotifera; Eurotatoria; Philodinida; Philodinidae. The record is from the annotation of a GenBank genome assembly.